AUGGUGAAGCAGGGUAAACAACAAGGAAUUGUUGUAAAAGAAGAUUGCAGCAAGCUAUCAAUAGGCUGCAGGUGCUCACCGAUCGCUUUUCACCUAACUAUGGAAGGUGUGAAAAAAGUGAUGAAGAAACAACAUCAUGAAGUACUGAAGAAAAAUCCCUUCUAUCACUACAUGGACAUGCCUAAAAUAAACCACAGCUUCCAUAGGGUUGUGUCUCUCAUGCAAGCGUACAAUCCAGAAGAUCGGGCCUUCUGGUUUGGGGGAAAUACUAUACGCUUGGAAUUCACUCCGCAGCAAUUAUCUAUCGUAUUAGGGCUGCAGUACGAAGGCGUACCGGUGGAUGUGAAUAUGGAUGGCAGAGACACUGGUUUCAUCACACGUAUUUUUGAUGGUAAGUUAUCUUUAGUGACGAGGCCAUAUAUUGGUUAUAAACUGGAGGCCUAUGCAGUUAUGACCGAUCAACAAUCUGUUGAAGAUUUCAGCAGAUUGUACACUAUUUAUCUGUUUAAUACUAUUCUACUGCCAAAGGGGAACAAAACGUUAGAAAGGUGGGUUUAUCCGCAUGUAGAAGAUUUGGAGGUUUUAGGGUCUUUUGCAUGGGGAAAGUUGGUGUAUGAUAUUCUUGUUGAGAAUAUGGAGGGGUAUCUGAAGGGGGGGUUGAAGUAUUUUGAUGGAUGCACUAUCGGCUUAUUGGUAAGUGAUAUCUAA
This is a messenger RNA of Erythranthe guttata (spotted monkey flower), 708 nucleotides long. The record is from RefSeq and is a predicted model, not a curated record. NCBI's taxonomy places the organism in Eukaryota, Viridiplantae, Streptophyta, Magnoliopsida, Lamiales, Phrymaceae.